AUGACUUCACUGGACAGGAAAGCACACACAGUAACGUGUUCAAACAUGCGCGACACGUUGCCCGAGCCACGACAUAGCAGGUCAGGAACGUGUGAAAACCUGCACGAUACACCGCAACACAACUCGGCCGAGCGCCCGAGCAUGUUAUAUUGCUCAUUAUCAAGAUUAUUGUGUAGCUGUCGACACGUGUACUGUGUUGAGCGCUUCUGUGAUAUCAAGAUGUCUUUCAAUCUGCGAUCUUCGGAUACUGAAUGUACAAUUUUUGGGACACCACAACCGUUAUCGUUUGUAAUGCUGCCUACCUACGAGGAUAUCAUGAAACAUUAUUUAUUUAUCACUAAUGAGAUGAAAAAAACAUGCAAGAAGAGCCCUUCAAUGAAGUUGAUCCGCGGAAAAAUUGUUAAAAACGUAGUUGAAAUAUGGGCUAAAGCUUCGAUUCCUACUGUGUCCGUUCAACUUGUUGAAUCGAUGUUUUCGACGUUUUACGAAAAGUAUAAAAAUGCUAAGAAAAGUUUCGGAUCUAAAGCUCAUACAACUGAGAACAAUAAGGAUAAAAGUAAAACAGCGUUGCUUGAAAUGGCGCAACAGUUAUUUGAUAUAGCUGCAUGUAAGUGCCCUGAACCGAAAUUUUACAAGUGUCCGACUUUUAAGAAGAUUCCGUUUCUCGAAUUAAAAUUUAUGGAAGAUCAGCGAAGCGUUCGUAAAAUGGGAAUCGGAGGAGUUGAUCAAAAAGAAACAAAAAAUAUGAGAGACAAAGAGGAGCGGAAAAUUAAACGGAUCUCUCGGUCAAAAAGUCUACAAACUAUCAAAAAUAUUCAAGUUGAAUCUACACCAAUUUUUUCUCCUGAAUCGGAAUCAGGUCAAGACUCAGAUAGUGAAACGGACGAAUGGUGUCCCCAAAAACGCUCAUUAUCAUUGGAAUCGAGUUACUAUAAUUGCAAAAAACUUAAGAACGCAGCUGUAGCAGCUGAUCGUUUUGGAGUGUCCAGCGGCGUGGCAGCAGCAAUUAUAUCUGGAGCUUUGCAGGAUUAUAAACUGGUCACUGGCAGUGAUUCCAGUUUGCUUGUUGAUAAAAGUAAACUUAAUAGACAGAGGUCAAAGAUAAGAACUGAAAAACGAGAAGAAGCGUCAAUAUCACUCCAGACUAACACAGUGACAGCAAUAUAUUUUGAUGGGAAAAAGGAUGAGACUAAAACCGUUGAUAAAACCUUAGAUAAGAGUCGCACAAUCAGUAAAAUUGAAGAGCACAUAUCUGUGUUAUCCCAACCAAACGACGAAUAUUUAACGCAUUUAACGCCGGCUGGUGGAACAGGGGAACAAAUCGCAAGUGUUUUAUUUGAAUAUUUGCAGAACCUACCUGCAUUGGAUUUGCGCGCCGUUGGAUGUGACGGAACCAACGUCAACACAGGUUGUAAGGCAGGAGCAAUCGCAUUACUAGAGAAAAAUUAG
Messenger RNA from Macrosiphum euphorbiae (potato aphid), 1449 nucleotides. Lineage: Eukaryota; Metazoa; Arthropoda; Insecta; Hemiptera; Aphididae. The record is from the annotation of a GenBank genome assembly.